CAAUUAGCAUUUGAAAAUAGGCGGGAAAUUGUCAGCGCAUAGUGUACAUUUGACCUACUCCACUAGUAUUCGCUUUUGUGUACGACAAACUAUAGAUAUCGUUUUUUCUUAAUGUUAGUGUGUUUAUUAUUGACAAAAAUAGCAUUCGUUUUCUGCCAAACUGAAAUCGUUGCCAUAAAAGGGCAAUUCGGGAACGUUGCCACGGGAUAUAAUAAUCAUUAAACCAACACAUGUUUAGUGUAACUAAUUCGAUAUAUGUGCAACUAACACCUAUUUGUAUUAAAAAUUCGCAAUGAACCCUACGAGGUGCAUCGUACCGAAAUGUAAAAACACGGCCGGCGUUCCGUUUCCAAAGGAUUUAGAAGUGAGGGAGAAGUGGUUGGAAGGGUUGGAACUUAACAAUUCCACAAUCAAACAGAGCAGCUUCGUUUGUUUGUCGCAUUUUGCACCCGCCGACUUGAGAGAUGAUGAUUACAGUAAAAGUCGUCGCCCCAUUCAGAGACUAAAACGGGGGGCAAUACCCUCAAUCUCGCACAACAAUGCCGCCCUAAGCGACGACGAUAGCAAUUCGUUGGCCAGCGAAAGUGAAACCGACGAAAAUGUCAUGUGCCGUGCCUGCAUGUCGGAUAAAAAUCUAUUUACACACCUCUCCGAUGACUUGGAGGACGAUCUAACUAUCUUUGCCGCAUUUAAUCUCUGUAUCAGCGGUUUAAAUAUCAACGAGGAUGACGAACUUCCCAAGUAUAUCUGCAGGGCGUGUUUGACGACAUUAAAAAUUGUGUACAAAUUUAGAAAAAAGUGUCUGACUUCCGAAUCGAUUAUGAGAGCGUGCUGUUUGGGCCAGGAACGCAAGAGAACGUCAGAUUCGGACACGGAUCACUCCACCAAGAGGCCAAAGACUAAUGAGGAGGGGGUCAGUAUAAACUCGCUUUCCGAAUUUGAGGUUAUAUACGAAGAUUCGACCCAUGCCGAUGACGAGACUGUCGUCCCCAAAACCGAGUUGAGUAUUGACGAUAUCGAGAGAAAUAUGGAGGAGAUUCACGGCAAUGGGGAUGAAAAGGUUCGAUCUGCUGGGGAGGCGAAGUCAGUCGACGGGGACGACACGGCGAAACCUGUCAGUGAUAGUGACGGUGUGUCUGUAGAAGAUAUCCUGACGACUCUCGAGGAAGGUACUGCCGAGAGUCUGCAGCAAAAUGGCAAGGAGAAGCCCGUUGUGCAGCCCUCUAAAAAGAUUGUGAUGAAAUCGAAUUUUCCUGUAAAGUACAAAAGGUCGCUGUCCCUAGGCGGGUUAAAGUUGCCCCCGGGUGUCAAGAUAAAGCCUUUGCAGACAUACACAAAGCCUGGUGUGUACCCGGCCGUUACACGGUAUGGCGUUUAUGAGAGUGUGUUUAUUCAAGCCGAUGAGUAUAUUUUUGAAAUUGGCUUAACCAAAGGUGAUAUGAGACAAUUGCGAUGCGGCCUUCCCACAUGUUCGGCUCAAGCCAAACAGAAGAGGCUGGAAAACGGCGAUCCUGCCGCCGAGCUCGAGGUGUUAUCGGCCCAUAACCACCCCGCGCCCGACGAAUUAAUAAGGAAGAAGCAGAUGUUCUUUUGCGUAAUGAGGAAAAAGAUGCAAACGGAUAGGACGCUCAAUAUUCGCAUUAUAUACGAAGACGCCUGCAUUCAGGAUCCCGAAAUUAGGCAGGUGGUUCCGUUGCGCAACGUCAUAAACGAGAUCUGUCGGCAUCAACUGAUGCUUAAGAUGAAGCCGGUGGCCUCGUUCGAAGAAUUUUACAAGACGAUCGAAAUGGAGAUGUUUGACAAGUUGCAUUUCACGCACUCCGGCCAGCAGUUUUAUCAGGACAAAAUUACCGUUCGCGAAGACUCGAGUAUGGCAAUUCUAUUUGCGAACGUCGAGACGAUUCGGAUGGUCUCGAAGAGCACCGUCAUGUACGUCGAUGCUUCCUUCAAAAUUGACACGACCGAAGAUUUUAAGUAUCAACUUCUAACGGUACUGGUUUGGGUAGAGGAAAGCUACUAUCCAAUUCUCUUCGGCAUCAUCAAUAAGAAAUCCCAGUUGAUAUUUCGACAAAUCUUCACCUAUUUGCGUGAUCGACUCGCACCAGAACUACGCCCGCAAGAAAUCGUCACGGACUAUGAAGCAAACCUAUAUUACGCUCUAACAGAAACGUACGUCGAUUCCACUAUCGGCGGAUCCGUCUUCUACUACACCCAGAACAUCUACAAGAAAAUCUGUUCGUUAAAUCUCUCGCGCGAUCUGGAAACGAACUCGUACUUCCGCAACAUUUACCACAUGCUCCUCAUGCUGCCCUUACUUCCUGUCAACACGAUACUCGACGGUUUAAAUAGCAUCGAACUGGAAGCGAAGAAUCUUAAUAUCACCGAACUGACGCGACCGAUAUUCGAUCACGUUCGCACCCAGUGGAUCCUCAACGUAACGCCUGAAUUGUUCUGCGUGCACAAGCUCGAAAAUCGCAUUAACGAGAACGUGAUCGCGCCUUUCAAAAAAUUAAGGGAUUUCCUCCUGCUGACCAAGGGAAAAAUGCACAAGACGAGCAUAACGGUCACGCACAUAAUCGAGAAGAUCAUCGAGUUGGAGGCGUUUUUGAAUAGCACGUACUCGCGAGCCGACAAGAAAUCGUUCGGUCGCGAUCUGAGCAGCUUCCAAAAGAAGAACGUCCUGAGGGCGUGGCAGUUUAUCGAGGACCAUCCGAAGAUCGAAAUAAGCAAUUUCUUCUCGAAGGUGCUCGGCUACAUCAAGUGCAUGGAGAAUCAGCUGUGGAUCUGGGGAUUUUAUCGUUACGACGGUGACACCGACGAUAUUUUAAUAAACGCCUCACAUUUUUCGAUCGUCAACGGCGUCGUUACGGAGACUCUGCUCGAGGAAGAGUCGCAGGAGGAGUUCUUCGAGUACAUGGAGGAGCAAGACAGUACGAUAGUGAUGGAGGCUGUGAUCGAUCAGGAUGGAGUGUUGCAGACGAACGAGGAGGUCGCCGAAACAGUCGAGGUGGAGAGCAAUAAUAAAAACACCAAGCAGUUCGAGUCGGCGUAUUUAAAAUAUGUGUAUCAGUAAUUUAAUACAUUUCGUUAGAAUUC
Molecule: messenger RNA, 3096 nt
Organism: Photinus pyralis (common eastern firefly)
Lineage: Eukaryota; Metazoa; Arthropoda; Insecta; Coleoptera; Lampyridae
Exons: 6
Coding region: 293-3073 (926 amino acids)
Cellular component (GO): nucleus
Molecular function (GO): zinc ion binding; sequence-specific DNA binding
Source: RefSeq, a predicted model, not a curated record